GCACUACUGACGCACUGAUAAAAAAAAGCUCCUCCUCUAGCGUCGCUCAUUCUGUUCCCAGGCUCCAGGGGCGACAGACUUUGAAAGAAGAAAAAAAGAAGAAGGAAACUGCUGUUGUUUGGAGACAUAAUUCUCUCGAGAAAAAGACGGUUCCUCGACCUAGCAUGAAGUCUUCGCUAGCACUGUUUCUCUUUCUGGCUCUCGCGGCCCUGACUGCGGGGAAGAAAGAAUGUGCAGGCGGCACCGGUACCUGUGUUGCAGAGAGGAAUUGCAAAAUUCUACAUGAAAGAGGCUCCUGUCCUGAUAACAAGGUCUGCUGCCUCGACGAAAAGGGUGGUGGAAGAUCUUCAAAGAACGGAGACGCUACAUGCGAAGACAGGAAUGGAAUAUGCAUGAAUGAACAGAAAUGCGAAGGAAAGUAUGUCCUCAAGAAGGUUCAGUGCAGCGGGCAGAAUGAAGUGUGUUGUCGAAAGGGAGGUAAAAGAAACUCGAAGGCUGCCGCAAAGGCCGAGUGUAACAAUAACAAAGGGAAAUGUAUGACGAAAAGGAAAUGCAACGCUAAUAACAUCCUCAAGAGCACUGAGUGCAGUGGAAAUGAAGUUUGUUGUCGCAAGAACGAAAAGGGUGGUGGAAGAUCUUCAAAGAACGGAGACGAAUCAUGUGAAAACAGGGAUGGAAGAUGCGUGGAUGAACAGAAAUGCGAAGGAAAGAAUGUCCUCAAGAAGGUUCAGUGCAGCGGGCAGAAUGAAGUGUGUUGUCGCAAGGGUAAAAGAAACUCGAAGGCUGCCGCAAAGGCCGAGUGUAACAAUAACAAAGGGAAAUGUAUGAAGAAAAGGAAAUGCAACGAUAAUAACAUCCUCGAGAGCACUGACUGCAGCGGAAAUGAAGUUUGUUGUCGCAAGGACGAAAAGGGUGGUGGAAGAUCUUCAAAGAACGGAGACGAUGCAUGUGAAAACAGGGAUGGAAGAUGCGUGAAUGAACAGAAAUGCGAAGGAAAGAAUGUCCUCAAGAAGGUUCAGUGCAGCGGGCAGAAUGAAGUGUGUUGUCGCAAGGGUAAAAGAAACUCGAAGGCUGACGCAAAGGCCGAGUGUAACAAUAACAAAGGGAAAUGUAUGAAGAAAAGGAAAUGCAACGAUAAUAACAUCCUCGAGAGCACUGACUGCAGUGGAAAUGAAGUUUGUUGUCGCAAGGACGAAAAGGGUGGUGGAAGAUCUUCAAAGAACGGAGACACUACAUGUGAAAACAGGGAUGGAAGAUGCGUGAAUGAACAGAAAUGCGAAGGAAAGAACGUCCUCAAGAAGGUUCAGUGCAGCGGGCAGAAUGAAGUGUGUUGUCGCAAGGGAGGUAAAAGAAACUCGAAGGCUGACGCAAAGGCCGAGUGUAACAAUAACAAAGGGAAAUGUGUGAAGAAAAAGAAAUGCAACGAUAAUAACAUCCUCGAGAGCACUGAUUGCAGUGGAAAUGAAGUUUGUUGUCGCAAGAACGAAAAGGGUGGUGGAAGAACUUCAAAGAACGGAGACGAUGCAUGUGAAAAGAAGAAUGGAAUAUGCAUGAAUGAACAGAAAUGCGAAGGAAAGGAUGUCCUCAAGAAGGUUCAGUGCAGCGGGAAAAAUGAAGUGUGUUGUCGCAAGGAGCUGAAGCUAAACGCACGUGCAGGGAGGUGCAGUCGGGCUGAGGAACAAUGUCUCGGUGCCGGAGGAUUUUGCAAAAGGAACUGCAAAGGUACACCGGAACUCAACGCGGACUGCGGGCUUAGUAAUUGUUUAUGUUGCGACCUUUGCAAAGGCAAAGAAAAAAAGAAAUGCAGGAAUUAUGGUUAUUGUACUAGAAGAACAGAUGGAAACCAAGAACAAUGUCCGAAGAACCUGGUUGUCCUCGAAAAGGGCUGUAAAAAAUCAAAAAAAUGUGUAUGCUGUGCAGAUUGCAAUGGCACUGAGAAGAAAAGAUGUUCGAAAGUAGGCGGAAAAUGUUCUAUAGAAGCAUCUGGCAAAAGAACAGAAAUUAUUGCCAAAGGUUGCAAGCUUCCCGAAUGUACAUGUUGGGCUGAACCUUGCAUAAUACUGCAAGAAUGUACCGAUGCAAAGGGGACGUGUGUCAGAAAAAAGAAGGAGUGUCCAAAUGGUAUACUGGAGAAAACAUAUUGCAAAGGGAAAAAGUGCAAAUGUUGCCUUCCUCAAGUUCCAACCACGACCCCGCCUCCUACGAACACAACCUUGCCUCCUACGAAUACAACUAUGCCUCCUACGAAUACAACUAUGCCUCCUACGAACACAACCAUGCCUCCUACGAACACAACUAUGCCUCCUACGAACACAACUAUGUCUAUGAACACAACCAUGUCUAUGAACACAACCAUGUCUAUGAACACAACCAUGUCUAUGAACACAACCAUGUCUAUGAACACAACCACGCCUAUGAACACAACCAUGUCUUCUAUGUCUGCAGCUUCUACAAACACAUCUUUGGCUUCAAGCACAUAAUCACAAUCAGCUUAGAUCUGCCUCAAAAUACAAAACUGAAAGCUCGUUUUUGAAAAAAGAAAAGAAAAGAGGAGGAAAAAAAGGGACCCAGAAUCACAACCCUGACUGUUAAAAAAAAAUAAAAUCCUUGGCUCUCAGAAUCACAACCCUAACUCUUACAACUCUCAGAAUCAUGACCUUGUUUCUUGCAAAAAAAGGGGGCUCUCAGAAUCAUGACCUUGUUUCUUGCAAAAAAAGGGGGGGGCUCUCAGAAUCAUGACCUUGUUUCUUGCAAAA
Penaeus monodon (black tiger shrimp) is the source of this 2756-nucleotide messenger RNA. RefSeq names its product prestalk protein-like. The transcript has 15 exons. Lineage: Eukaryota; Metazoa; Arthropoda; Malacostraca; Decapoda; Penaeidae. The record is from RefSeq and is a predicted model, not a curated record. The coding region runs from base 165 to 2480 and encodes 771 amino acids.